Messenger RNA from Brassica rapa (field mustard), 1818 nucleotides. Its product is annotated as protein Brevis radix-like 2. The record is from RefSeq and is a predicted model, not a curated record. NCBI's taxonomy places the organism in Eukaryota, Viridiplantae, Streptophyta, Magnoliopsida, Brassicales, Brassicaceae.
AACACUUUCGCAGAGUCCAACGAUCUCAAAGCUCCUCCUCUCUUUUCUUUCUUUCUUUCUCACUCACCAAAGCUAGUUCGUAGCUUCCUCUAUACAUAGAGUGUGCGUGCGUGCGUGUCUCUCAUUCAAUCUCAAAAGCUUCAAAGAACGGACCCUUAGAGAGUUUCAAAACGGAACGUUUUAUAGGUCUGAUCUGCAGAUUCUCCUCCUUCGCAUGCCGUCAUCAUCAAACGGUGUGUGACAUCUGAAAAUCUCUGUAACUGAGAAAGCAUUCGAAUUUAGCGUGCUGCGAGUGUAUUUAUAUUGCAGCAUAAAGGUCGAAGGGUGAGACCGUGAGAGAAAGAGAGAUGCUUACGUGCAUAGCUUGUUCGAAGCAGCAAAACACCAACAAUGGCGGAUCUAAAGAUGAAGAAGAAGAUGAUGACAGAACACCCAGGUCUAAGCAGACGAUUAAGUCCCUGACGUCACAGAUAAAAGACAUGGCAGUGAAAGCCUCAGGCGCUUACAAAAGCUGCAAACCGUGUUCCGGUUCUUCAAACCGGAACUCGGAUGCUGCAUCAGCUUCAGGGAGGUUCCAUUAUGCCUACAAGAGACCUGGAAUCAGCAGAAGCGGAAGCUCUACUCCUAAGAUUCUAGGGAAAGAUAUCGAGUCAAGGCUGAAAGGGCUUUUGAGUGGAGAAGGAACACCUGAGUCCGUGAGCGGCAGGACAGAGUCUACAGUGUUCUUGGAGGAAGAAGAAGAUGAUGAGCGUAAAGAAUGGGUUGCUCAAGUUGAGCCUGGUGUCCUCAUCACUUUUGUCUCUUUGCCUGAGGGAGGCAAUGAUCUCAAGCGUAUUCGAUUCAGUCGUGAGAUGUUUGAUAAGCGGCAAGCUCAAAAAUGGUGGGCGGAGAAUUUCGAGAAGGUCAUGGAGUUGUACAAUGUGCAGCAGUUUAAUCAGCAGAGCGUCCCGUUUCCAACUCCUCCUACAUCCAAAGAUGAGAGCUCUACCAAGAACGGUCCUGCAACGCCACCUCUAAACAGUGAAUGCCCUCGAGGAAAAGGGUCACUCGCUCACCAACCAAAACCACAAACACAAAGUCGGUACCGAAGUGAUUUGUCUGGUCUUGCGACGACGCCAAAACUCUCUAGCAUAAGUGGCACCAAAACUGAGACAUCAUCGGUUGUUGGGUCCGCAAGAAGUAGUAGGUUAUCAAGGGAAGACGAAGAAGAAGAGGAUGCAGAGCAUUCAGAGGAGGUCUCAGUAAGUAAUGCGAGCGACAACGAAACAGAAUGGGUAGAGCAAGAUGAAGAAGGUGUUUACAUCACAAUCAGAGCUUUACCAGAUGGAACACGCGAGCUUAGACGCGUUCGCUUCAGUCGAGAUAGGUUUGGAGAAACGAAUGCAAGAUUGUGGUGGGAAGAGAACAAAGCUCGGAUACAACAGCAGUACUUGUGAUGCUCUCUGCAAGACAUUUACACAGCAAAACCAAACACUUUUAAAAAAAUGCUUUAACUUGGAGAAAAGCUACACACUGAUGGAAAUAAACUGUUUGGUUUGAGAUAAUGCAUUUCUUUUUUUUUUAUAUAGUUGGUGGUUAUUAGAUCUCUUCUCUUCUCUUCAUUGGAGUUCUUAUUGUGAUGACUAGAGCAUCUUGUUUUGCGUCUUUUCAAAUCUUGCAUGAGUUGUAUGUAGAAUAAUGCUUUAGAUAGGUCAUGCGAAGUUUCUUUCUAGUUGGUGAUUUGUUACUCGUUACUCUUCUCUUGUGUACAAUCUAUAAAGUGGUGUAUUACUUGUAGUUACUCUUUCAGCAUAUGUUAACUCUUGGUGUUAUUUAUCA